AUGGAUGGCAAGUGCAAGAAUUGCCGCCACUUAGUUCGAAAAGACUUGGUCGAGGUCGGCGGUACCCCACAUUUCUGGUCGAAAACUGCUGAGGGCAGUUGCAGGACUUGCCGGCUCCUAUACGACGGCAUCGCGAUUGCCGCUCCGUAUAGCAAUCAUGAAACGGUGCUUCGAUGGGAGAUACACGUCCAGAACGGAUUGAUUGUUAAAGGAACUGGAAACGGGGAUGUUAUGGUCGAAUUUUACUGUACUUCCGGCAAUUCGGAUCUCCCAGACGCGAUCGGUGCAAAAGACCAUGUAACCCCAUGGUGGCAGGACCACACCACGAUCUCUGUUUGUAGAGCCGCCGCCAAUGAGGAGCAAUCACUACCGGCCAGCAUCCCUAGGCCAACACGACUGCUCGACCUUGGACUUGAUUCGGCUCUAGAAUCUGACUUGCGCUUGACACGCGACACGGCAAAGGUCUCUCAAUACGCAACGCUCAGUCAUUGUUGGCUCCAAGCGGACUCUGAACCUGUCCAAACCCGAAUCGCCAACGUCAGCCAACAUCUCCAGAGAAUUAAAUUUGCUUCACUCAGCCCCACCUUCCAACAAGCCGUGAAAGCCUGCAGGAGACUCCAUAUCGGCCAUCUGUGGAUCGACAGCCUUUGCAUAGUCCAAGACGACCGGGACGAUUGGGAACGCGAGGGUUCCAACAUGGAUAACAUCUACGCCGGGGCGUGCGUCACUCUCGCCAUGCAUAGCAACGCUGAAGGCUUCAUGCCAUACCAUACCCUACCAUUUCCUCUGCACGGCGGCUCCACAGGAAAGAUUCAUGUGCGACAGCUCACUAACCACCCGGAUCUACUCCACCAUGUCGCCGCCGCCCCCAAGGCGGAGGACAAGGACAGGAUCGCGCCUAACGGGGCUUGGGGACGCGUCUCCCUUCGUGGAUGGUGUUAUCAGGAGAGGGCCCUGAGCAGGCGUGUGUUCCACAUAACGAGCGACGAACUGCUCAUUGAACAAGGCGGUAGGAUUGUCUACUGCCAGUGCUCACACCAUCAUCGGAAUUCACAGGUGGGCUUUGCCGGGUGGCUGACGGGUGGAAGCAGAACGUUGCCCACGGAUCAGGCCAAGUAUACCUGGAGCAACGUGAUCAGUCAGUAUACGCAGCGUAUGUUCUCGUUUGAAAGCGACCUGCUCCCAGGCCUGGCUGGACUCGCACGGCGACUAAGCACCGAAUUCGGAAUGGGGCCAUACUUUGCGGGGCUGUGGAGAGAGAAUCUUCUUCGCUGGCUUUGCUGGAAAAGCGUGUCGUGGAAAUCGGAAAUCCCUGGUGAUAUCUGCCCCAAUUGUCGCCCCUAUCCUCGUCGGAGGAUUAGCGACGGACCUCUACGUGCACCAGUGUCGGAGUUCGUCCCGAGUUUCUCCUGGGCUUCGAGAUUUGGGCCAUGCAAGUUUAUGCACGACCCAUGGCGAUUGAACGAAUAUGUUGCCGUCGCCGAAGUCAUCCGCGCUGAGUGCCGAGCCAGUCAGCAAAGUCCGUUCGGCCGCAUUCUUGCCGGAUUCAUCGACUUAAAAGCUAACCUGUAUCGCGCGCUCCAUUUCUCAACGACAGGCUGGUCUCGAAAUGAACUCGUCGGCAUGAAUCUCUGCCUGACUCAGCAUGCUUACGUGGUGGAUGAGGGCUUCCCCUCCAGGUGGGAUAUGUCGGCGCAUAAGGAGAUUUUCAGUCAUGUCAAGGGAUGUGGAAGGAGAUUCAAAGUUGAUGCGAGCGAUGACCUGCCGCCGGAUGGGAGCGUCGUUUACCUGCUUGAGCUCUUCUACGUUACAGGGUUCCAUCGGGAUUCUUCAUUUGACGAGGAGCUUGGAUGGGAACGUACUAUACCAGGGGAAAGGGCUAUAAUGCUUAUCCUAGUCCCGGAUGAGUCUAAAACAAAGGCUAUUGAGGCAAACGGCCUGGGUCGGCCGGGUGAAGACAUUCAGUCAUUUCGGCGGAUUGGCAUUGGGAUAUUUGGUCGAUUUGAGUUUCUAGACAUGGGCUCGCCAGAGGAAACUAUUAUACGGUUAGUCUAG
Messenger RNA from Fusarium falciforme, 2055 nucleotides. Its product is annotated as HET-domain-containing protein. The transcript has 2 exons. Bases 1 to 2055 code for a protein of 684 amino acids. Lineage: Eukaryota; Fungi; Ascomycota; Sordariomycetes; Hypocreales; Nectriaceae. The record is from RefSeq and is a predicted model, not a curated record.